Messenger RNA from Balaenoptera acutorostrata (minke whale), 1310 nucleotides. It is a transcript of the gene SLFN12, whose product is annotated as schlafen family member 12. The annotation marks the transcript as partial. NCBI's taxonomy places the organism in Eukaryota, Metazoa, Chordata, Mammalia, Artiodactyla, Balaenopteridae. The record is from RefSeq and is a predicted model, not a curated record. The transcript has 4 exons.
CUCCCCUAAGAGUCCUGCGAAUCCAGAGCAGCGCUCCUGGAAAAGAAUUUCUGCUCGGAAAUUGAAUGGCUUCUAGGAAAAUGACCGUCCGUGUUGUUUUGGACACUAACUAUGCUGAGCUGGUUCUAGAUGUGGGAAAAGUCACUUUCGGGGAGAAGAAUAGAAAAAAAAUGAAAGAUUGUCAACUGAGAAGAAAGCAGAAUGAAAACGUCUCACAAUCUGUGGUUGCUUUGCUGAAUUCUGGAGGGGGCGUGUGCAGGGCUGAAAUUGAGAAUGAAAACUAUAGUUAUGAAAAAGAUGGAAUAGGAUUAGAUUUGGAAAAUUCUUUUGCCAAUAUUGUUUCGUUUGUUUCUAAAUACUUAGACUUUAUGCAGCAAGGUAAAUAUUUUCUGAUUUUUGUCAAAUCGUGGAGCUCAGAAACCUCUGGGUUGAGGAUUGCCACCUUGAGCUCCAAUUUGUACAAAAGAGAUAUAACCUCUGUAAAAGUAAUGAAUGCUACCGCUGCACUGGAAUUCCUCAAAGACAGGUUAGAAACUGGAGAGGGAUUUUCUUUAAUACCUAAAUCACCUCCAAAGAGGUACCAUUUUGAUGUACAAGAAGAAAGUAGCAUGAAGGCCUUGGCUGCUGACUUUUUUAAUAGGAUGCAACUCAGGUACGGAGAAAAACUCACCUUUACUGAAUCCACACAUGUUGAAAUGAAAGACUACUCAACAGAAAAGCUGUUACAACGCAUUAAAGAGAUUCUCCCUCAAUACGUUUCUGCAUUUGCAAAUACUCAUGGGGGCUAUUUGUUUAUUGGUUUAAGUGAAGAAAAACAAGAAGUAACUGGCUUUAAAGCAGAGAAGAGUGACCUUGACAAGAUAGAAAAAGAAAUAGAACAAUGCAUUAGCAAGUUUCCUGUCUAUCAUUUCUGUAUAGAGAAGAAGAAGAUAAAUUAUUCAUGCAAAUUCCUUGAAGUAUAUGAUGAAGGAAGUCUUUGUGGAUAUGUCUGUGCGCUCAAAAUAGAGCUAUUCUGUUGUGCGGUGUUUGCCAAAAAGCCGAAUUCCUGGCAUGUGAAAGAUAAUCAAGUGAUGCAGCUGACCGUGGAGGAAUGGGGCCAAUUAAUGCUGGAUCCUGAACCAAAUUUUUCCAGGUUAUUUGAAGAGAUGAACCUUCAACAAAGUAUGUUAUCACCUAUACCCCUAGAUUGGCCUCGGUAUAAAUAUAAGAAUUUGGAAAGUCAGGAGCAGAGAUAUCACCUUACAGUAUGUGGCAUCUUAGUUACCGGACCAAAGAUCGAACCCAUGACCCCUGCAGUGGAAGCGCAGAGU